Perkinsus marinus ATCC 50983 is the source of this 501-nucleotide messenger RNA. RefSeq lists its product as hypothetical. The transcript is spliced from 5 exons. The record is from RefSeq and is a predicted model, not a curated record. Lineage: Eukaryota; Perkinsozoa; Perkinsida; Perkinsidae. The annotation marks the transcript as partial.
GAUCUAGCCCAAGAGAGAACGGCCAGUUCGGCGCUGACCAAUCGAAUACAUGAGCUGGAAGCGAGAGAGGCAGAGCUUGUACGCCAACUGGAGGAGCAGAAAUCGCUUUGCAAGGUCUCUCGCGCGGAGGUCGAAAGGCGGGCGGCUGAAGUGGAUCAGCUUGUCGAGGAGCGUCAGGCACUGGUGGCGAGGAUAGAGGACAUAGAGGCCACUGCAGGUUCGGCUGCGGCCCAGGGAGUAAUUGGCUCACCUACUCAGAUGUCGAUUGUACAGAGAAGUGAGCAGUCGCUGGUAGCUGGGCGUGGUGACUCAGACUUGUCAAGGUCUCGAGUUACUCCUGGUACCCUGGCCUUCUAUCCCAACAAUCUCUCGUCGUAUCUUACCCUAUCACUAGACGGUAUGAGAGUUGAGUAUGACUGUGAUACUGCAGCUAAGGACGAGGCCAUGUGCGGUGUUGUCAUGACUGAUCGGCCUCUGCCUUAUGAUACAUCCUUUGGGUAA